AUGUCCGAAAUCACUCACCCGACCAUUAAGGAUGGCUGGUUCAGGGAGAUCUCUGAAAUGUGGGCAGGUCAGGCCAUGACCCUGAAGGUCAAGAAGGUUCUGCACCACGAGAAGAGCAAGUACCAGGACGUCUUGAUCUUCGAGUCGGAGAAGCACGGCCACGUCCUGGUGCUGGACAACGUCAUCCAGUGCACCGAGCGUGAUGAGUUCUCCUACCAGGAGAUGAUCACCAACUUGGCCAUGAUGUCGCACCCCAACCCCAAGAAGGUCUUGGUCAUUGGUGGUGGUGACGGUGGUGUCCUCCGCGAGGUUGUCAAGCACGAGUGCGUCGAGGAGGCCAUUCUCUGCGACAUCGACGAGGCCGUCAUCCGUCUCUCCAAAGAGUACCUGCCCGUCAUGGCUGAGGGCUUCAAGCACCCCAAGACCAAGGUGCACGUCGGUGACGGAUUCAAGUUCUUGGAUGACUACAAGAACUGCUUCGAUGUCAUCAUUACUGACUCGUCUGACCCCGAGGGCCCUGCUGAGAGCCUGUUCCAGAAGCCUUACUUCCAGCUCCUGCACGAUGCUCUCCGCGAUGGCGGUGUCAUCACUACUCAGGCUGAGAGCCAGUGGCUGCACCUGCCCCUGAUCCAGCAGGUCAAGAAGGACUGCGCUGCCGUCUUCCCCGUUGCUGAGUACGGCUUCACUACUAUCCCCACCUACCCCUCGGGCCAGAUCGGCUUCAUGGUCUGCUGCAAGGAGGCCGGUCGCGAUGUCACCAAGCCCCUGAGGAAGUGGACCCCUGAGGAGGAGGUCAAGCUGUGCAGAUACUACAACUCCAAGGUUCACGAGGCCGCCUUUGUCCUGCCGACCUUUGCUGCCGAAGCCCUGAAGAAAUAG
This is a messenger RNA of Neoarthrinium moseri, 879 nucleotides long. RefSeq lists its product as uncharacterized. The record is from RefSeq and is a predicted model, not a curated record. Bases 1 to 879 code for a protein of 292 amino acids. Gene Ontology annotation, molecular function: spermidine synthase activity. NCBI's taxonomy places the organism in Eukaryota, Fungi, Ascomycota, Sordariomycetes, Amphisphaeriales, Apiosporaceae. Gene Ontology annotation, cellular component: cytosol. Gene Ontology annotation, biological process: spermidine biosynthetic process. The transcript has 5 exons.